UUUUCUAUUUCUUAGGCUAAUACAUCGCCACCCAUAAACUGGGGUCCUGUCUCACAUGUGUGCGUCAGAGGAUGAAACAGAACACGAGUGCAGUACCAUUCGCGUUUCAACCACCCUGUUAGUAAAAUACAUUUAGCUACACCAGAACGUUGCUUCGCAGGUUCAUAUUUAGAGUGGUGUGUGUUUCCAAAAUGGGGAAGAGAAGUCGACUGAGAAAGAAGGAGCAUCAAAAUAAUAGCAAGCCUGGUGGAAGGGAUAACCGGGACAAUGCUGGUUGGGGUGCAGGCUACGCUGACAUCAUCAAGGAGAACAAGCUGUUUGAGGCAUACUACCGGGAGCUGGGCCUGGUGCCUGAGGGGGAGUUUGACCAGUUCAUGGAGGCUAUGAGAGAACCGCUGCCCGCCACCAUCCGCAUCACUGGAUACAAGAGCCAUGCCAAGGAGAUCCUCCACUGUCUGAAGAACAAGUACUUCAAGGAGAUCCAGGAGGUAGAGAUCGACGGGCAGAAGAUAGAGGCUCCUCAGCCUCUGAGCUGGUACCCAGAUGAGCUAGCGUGGCACACUAACAUGAGCAGGAAGAUCCUGAGGAAGUCUCCUCUCCUGGAGAAGUUCCAUCAGUUCCUGGUCAGCGAGACCGAGUCGGGUAACAUCAGCAGACAGGAGGCUGUUAGUAUGAUCCCUCCUCUGCUGAUGAAGAUUGAGCCCCACCACAAGAUUCUGGACUUGUGUGCUGCUCCUGGAUCUAAGACGGCCCAGUUGAUUGAGAUGCUCCAUUCUGAUAUGGACGUACCCUUCCCAGAGGGCUUUGUGAUAGCCAACGACGUGGACAACAAGCGUUGUUACCUGCUGGUGCACCAGGCUAAGAGACUGAACAGCCCCUGUAUCAUGGUGGUGAACCACGAUGCUUCCUGCAUCCCCAGACUACAGAUAGACACGGAGAACGGACAGAAGGGCACACUGUUCUACGACCGCGUCCUCUGCGACGUCCCCUGCAGUGGAGAUGGCACCAUGAGGAAGAACAUUGACGUGUGGAAGAAAUGGACCACCAGUAACAGCCUGCAUCUCCAUGGACUCCAGAUCCGUAUAGCAGUGCGUGGUGUGGAGCAGCUAGCUGUAGGAGGGAGGAUGGUCUACUCUACCUGUUCACUCAACCCUAUAGAGGACGAAGCUGUCAUAGCAACGCUACUGGAGAAGAGUGAAGGCGCGUUAGAAUUAGCAGAUGCGUCAGUUGAUCUCCCAGGGUUAAAAUGGAUGCCAGGAGUCACCAAAUGGAAGUUGAUGACUAAGGAGGGUCAGUGGUAUAAGGACUGGUCCGAGGUGCCAGCCAACCGACACACACAGAUCAGACCCACCAUGUUCCCUCCCACCGACACAGAGAAACUGGCCAAUAUGAAGUUGGAGAGAUGUAUGAGGAUCCUGCCCCAUCACCAGAACACGGGAGGCUUCUUUGUAGCUGUCCUGGUCAAGAAAGCCCCCAUGCCCUGGAACAGAACAUUCCCCAAGUUGAAGAAGGAGCAGUCAUCCAGCUCCGUGCCCCAGCCAGAGGACUCUCCAGUGGGCACCCCUCUUCCUGAGACGCCCUUGGAGGAUGGAGAGAGAGAUGGAGGGAAGGAGGCAGGAGAGGACUCGCCCAAAGAGCCAGAGGCAGGCGAUCAGAUCAAGGAACCCAACGUGUGUGGGCCUCCUCCCAAUAAAAAGAUGAAGAGGCAUGGUUUUAAAGAAGACCCCUUUGUCUUCCUCACUGAAGAUGACCCUGUCUUCCCACCGAUAGAGUCCUUCUAUGACCUGUCUCCAGACUUCCCCAAGAUAAACGUUCUGACCAGAACCCACGAGGGGAAGAAGAGACAUCUGUACAUGGUCUCCAAGGAGCUACGCAACGUCAUGCUCAACAACAGUGAGCGAAUGAAGGUGAUCAACACAGGGGUGAAGGUGUGGUCUCGCAACAGUGACGGGGAGGAGUUUGGCUGUGCCUUCAGACUCGCCCAGGAAGGUAUAUAUACUCUGUUUCCCUACAUCCGCUCCAGGAUGAUCACAGUGAGUGUUGAGGACAUCAAGAUUCUACUGACUCAGGAGAACCCGUACCUCAGCAAACUGGAGGAAGAUGCUCACCAACAGGCCAAGAAGAUAGGAAUGGGCAGCAUUGUGUUAAAGUACCAGCCUGACAAUAGUAACCCUGAUGGUCCUCAGUGUCCUAUAGAGCUGUGUGGCUGGAGAGGCAAGACCUCCAUCAGAGCCUUCGUGCCCCGCAACGAGAGGUUCCACUACCUCCGCAUGCUGGGGGUCGAGGUAUUCAGAGACAAACAGGGGCAGGGACCCAGGGAGGAAGAGGAGGUGAAGGACGAGGUGAAAGAGGGAGAGGGGGAGACAGAGAAUGGAAAUAAAGAUGUCAGCACAAAACAGGAGUUGAGAGGUGAAAAUCAAGGUGACGAGCACCUGAAAGGAGAUGAGAGGGAGGGAGGAGGGGAGAUUUUGACCAGCACCUGAGAGGAGAUGAGAGGGAAGGAGGAGGGGAGAUUUUGACCAGCACCUGAGAGGAGAUGAGAGGGAGGGGAGAUUUUGACCAGCACCUGUGGAGUAGAAAGAAAUGUGUAUCUCAAUAGUCUUAACAAGUUUUCCUCUCUCUGGCUGCACUGAUGUUGGUCAUCCACCAUAAUUUUGUCACCCAUGUUUUUGCAGAUGGAGGAGAGGAGUUGAGAAGCCACUUUAGACUAGUAAGAUACACGGAGGAGGGAGGAAGAGGUGCUGUAUGAGGUUGAGCAAUGCUGGCCAGACUAGAGCUAGACCAAACGUGAGAGAGAAGGGGUGUUGGGUAGCUCAGUAGUACUUCGAAACCACUGCCAUAGCAGAAUGGCCAUCCCUCCCAGACAGGGCAUGUGGACUCUUCCAUGCUCCCCCUGACUUGGUGUGCUUCAAUGCUUUAGUGACUUUUAUUUUCUAUUGUCGGUUUUAUUUGAUCAAAACUCAACUCCACUGGCAAAACAUGGAGAGAGUGUUGUUUUUUGUUGUUGUAUUGUGCAUGUUUGAAGGUUUCUCUUAAUGGCCAUUUCAUUUUUUUAUCAUUGUAAGUAAGAAGAAAGGUGGAAUUGAUUAAAAGUAUUAAAUUCA
This is a messenger RNA of Salmo salar (Atlantic salmon), 3104 nucleotides long. It is a transcript of the gene nsun2, whose product is annotated as NOP2/Sun RNA methyltransferase 2. Gene Ontology annotation, biological process: tRNA methylation. Gene Ontology annotation, cellular component: cytoplasm; nucleus. Lineage: Eukaryota; Metazoa; Chordata; Actinopteri; Salmoniformes; Salmonidae. The record is from RefSeq and is a predicted model, not a curated record. Gene Ontology annotation, molecular function: tRNA binding; tRNA (cytidine-N5)-methyltransferase activity.